Verruconis gallopava is the source of this 2991-nucleotide messenger RNA. Its product is annotated as 3-dehydroquinate dehydratase, type I. The record is from RefSeq and is a predicted model, not a curated record. Gene Ontology annotation, molecular function: 3-dehydroquinate dehydratase activity. NCBI's taxonomy places the organism in Eukaryota, Fungi, Ascomycota, Dothideomycetes, Venturiales, Sympoventuriaceae. The transcript has a single exon. The coding region runs from base 476 to 2503 and encodes 675 amino acids.
UUCCUAGAGGUUCACCUCGCCCACCGCGCCAGACUCGUGUACAAAAGUUCCUAUCCAAAAGCUUGGUACGCUUCUCCUUAACAGAACGUCGGGACUUUCUCCCCCAAUGGAAGGGAGAGACGGAUCUCACUCCUUGCGGUGGUGGCGCGUUACCCUCCGUUGAUCUAUGUGAUCCUUGCCAUCAUUUCACGACAUUCUGAACACUCUUAUUAGCUCUCGGCACGCCCAACCAGCUUUUUUGGGCGGAAACACAUCUGUCACGAGUAUAUUCGGUGGAAGCAGUCGCUGUGCCUACGGGAGGCGUUUUGCGCGCUCCAAGGAAUGCCACGAGCUCGCUAAGAAGCCUACGCCUCGCAAACCGUAGAACUUAAGCGUUCGCUUGUCGCCGACUUGGCUGCUGCCUCAGUAUUUGAGGUGGAUGUACGUUGCGAAUGUCCUCGGCUCGCGUUGACACUGCCUUUUCCUUCACACCCUCAUGGCGGCCGUGUUGCAGGUUGAGACACCGCGGACGCCUGCGCUAGCGCCGGCGCCGCACGCGCUGACGAAGAAGAGAAGUGCCUUGGAGAUCAAAGAGAUGCUCAAUGGCGAGAAGCCGUCGCUGCUCGUCAUAUUCGAGGAUGGCCAAGAGAACAUUCUGAGAGAAGUGGCGGACUGUCUUGGGCAAGACUGGAUGGUUGCCAAGUCGAAGGUAGAGGCCGAGAAGGAGGAUGCCCAGAUGGUGGUUGGGGUGUGCUCGAAUGGAGCCGCAAAAGAAUGGCAGACCAAGGACAAGUCCAGGAUUCUGAUUUACUUUCACUGCGUGGACUCGGGCACGCCCAUCGACGAGCAUCUCAGCGAACUGUGUGACUACGAAUACCUGUAUACGCAAUCACCAUUUCAAAGGAGAGAUCUCGCACGGUACCUGUCAUUUAUUCUCGGACAAAACGACAUCCAUUCCAGCUUGUCGAAGAAGGCGAGAACUUUUAUGAUCUCGACUACCUUCCCUGAUGUCCACCAAGGCCUGCCGAACUUGGACAUCAUCUCUGUCGGUGCAGACGCUAUCGAGUUGCGUGUGGAUCUCCUCAAAGAACCCUUACCCGAUGGCUCAUUCGCUGCCGUCCCUAGCGUCAAAUAUGUGGGCGAGCAGGUGAUGAUUUUGCGACAGCGAACGGAGUUGCCCAUCAUCUACACGACGCGAUGUACGAAAGAGAACGGCCGCUUCCCGAUGGAGGAUCCCGAGCUGUUCUACAAAUAUCUCUUGAAGGCAAUUAAAUGGGGCUGCGAAUACAUCGACGUCGAAGUCUGGCUGCCAGAAGAGAUUCGAUUGCGGCUGUCCGCUCAGAAGGGCAGCAGCAGGAUCAUCUCCGCCUUCCAUGACUUCACGCGAACGAUCAAGUGGAGCUCACCGGAAGUGUAUGAGCUGUUCAAGAAGGGGGCCAGCUUUGGAGACAUCGUCAAAAUGAUCAUAUUGGUUGACAGCGUCGAGGAGAAUUACCAGCUCGAAUAUUUCAGAUCACGUAUCAUGGCGCAACCCUCGCAGCCACCGUUCUCUGGUCUCAACAUGGGACCGGUGGGUCAGCUGUCGAGAACGCUCAACAAAGUCUUCACACCCAUCACUCACCCUCUACUCCCCAUGAUCGCGGCCCCAGGCCAGCUAAGUGCAGCCGAGAUCAACACGGCACUCCACAGCAUGGGCCAAAUGCCGAAAAAAGACUUUUAUGGCAUCGGCAGUUUGAGGUCAACCGGGCAGGCCAUGUUCAUUGAAAAGUGCUUUAACGAGCUGAGCCUGCCUCAUUCGUUCGUAUUUGUUGAGAGGGGCAAUCGGGCGUCGCUCGAGAUGAUAUUGAAGCGACCUAAUUUUGGAGGCGUAUACCUCAACCCACCCAUCGCAACGACCGAGCCAUGCUUAUCUGUCCUCUCCGAGCCCGCUCGACACAUUGGGCAGGUCGACACCAUCCUAGUCCGCGAAGAUGGUACUUACGUCGGCGAUAAUGCAGCGUGGAAGGGCAUACGUGCUACUCUGAGCCGUGAUUUCGUGCCUUCGGCGUACAGCAGACGGGCUGCGCUAAUUCUCGCGAAUGCUGAGUCAGACGCAUCUGCAGCCAUCUUCGCGUUGAAGAGUCUUGGGAUUGGCCCGAUAUACACGAUCGGUUUCACAUCCGUUGGCCCAAUGGCAUCCUCUCUUUCACCGGUUCGCAGCAUUGAGGAUCUGAAGCAGCUCGAGGUCCCGUUCGCCAUCCUCUCCGCCCUGCCGGCCGAAAAAUCGUUUCUUGUCGGGCCCUUGCUCAAGCACUACAGCAGCAGCGGCCGGCAGCCGGGCUACACGGCGGGCAAGGUGUUCGUGGAUCUGGCCAAUGGACCGAAAAGGGGUGAUCCUUUAGCUGUGGCGGCAUCGUUGGGUUGGACUGCAUAUGGCAUCGCCGACGUCAGCGCUUGGACAACCGUGGAGACGUUGAGGCUGCUGGUUGGACAAAAUGUCCCUUACGAUUUUGUUCGGCUAGCGUCAGGGCGAGUUCUUUACUGAACAUUCGAGAAGGAUGGAUGAGCGAUUUUAAGGUCACGUUGUGGUGAUGGCUUAGGCACAAUAAUUCUGCAGCCGCCAUGCAGGCGGGAUGUGAACUCGGCAGAGGCAGGCUACAGGCUCCCGCCCGCAGCUGGCCGGGCGCUAUCUAGACCGUAAAGCACAAGGAAACUGAUGCCAGUUCACAGGUCAACACCUAGGGAGGACCCAGCCGCCACGUUGGAAUGGAGACAAGGCAAGAUUUGAGGGAGCGGCGGCGGGCCAUUGAAUGAAUUAUACCAGUGUUUCUAUUGCAUAUGGAGAUAGGAAUAUUGCAUCUUAUAGUUGGAUGGGGUGAGAAACGGGGGCAGAUAGUUGAACGACAGACCGAAAUGAGUGAAACAGUAGCAUGCUUAGGCGUCGUGAUCCGGAGAUGACGGAGGAGGGCCAGGGGAGGGGCACGCGGGGGCGGGAUCCAGAGCGACGGAAUGGACGAGUGUUCAGAGCGAGCA